This is a messenger RNA of Silurus meridionalis, 1618 nucleotides long. It is a transcript of the gene c1qtnf13, whose product is annotated as C1q and TNF related 13. The coding region runs from base 28 to 1101 and encodes 357 amino acids. The transcript is spliced from 2 exons. Gene Ontology annotation, molecular function: protein binding. The record is from RefSeq and is a predicted model, not a curated record. Lineage: Eukaryota; Metazoa; Chordata; Actinopteri; Siluriformes; Siluridae.
GGGGAGGAAGAAUAAAGCUCAUGAGACAUGACCUCCAUUCAACAGUUUAGUACAGGUUUGUUCUGGAACUUGUCCAGAAAUGUGUUCUGUCAAACAGUCUUGUUCAUCACCUGUGUCAGUCCUUUCCAUAUUUUUCCCAUGAUGCCCAGUUUGCGUUCGGCUUUCUCUGCCACGCGCAGCACCAGCGUUCUGGGUGGCCUUCAGAGUGUCGUGACAUUUGACCGCUUGCUUGUCAAUGUGGGUGGCGACUUCAACCCGGACACAGGUCUCUUUCGUUGCCGGAUCCCUGGCGCUUAUUACUUCACACUGACAGUAGGAAAAUUCCCAAAGAAGUUGCUGUCUGUGAUGCUGGUAAAGAACAAACAGGAAGUACACUCUAUUGCUUAUAAUGAGUACAGGAAUCGAGGCCGGAAGGUGCAGAGCCAAAGUGCCAUGAUUAACCUGUCACCCAUGGACACAGUAUGGCUGCAGGUGCAGCAGAACCCAGACUAUGCCCUUUACAGCAAUGUUGCUCCCUAUAUCACUUUCUCUGGCUAUCUAGUAUACCCAGAGCAUACAUCCUCUAUGGGCUACCUAAACAACCAUAUUGUCCCUGAGUGCCUGUAUUCUGGAGACCCCAGAUAUAGCUGGAGAGAAACCUCUGAGUAUCUCAGGUCUGCAUUUUCAGUUGCCAGGACAUCCUCGUUGUUGGGAAAAAGCAAAAAACACAACAAAAUGGAGGCGCUCACAUUUGAUGUGGAGUAUGUCAACAUUGGUGGCCAUUUCAACAAAUCAGCUGGCCAUUUCACUUGCCGAGUUCCAGGCGUGUACUUCUUUGCAUUCACGGUGGGGAAGCACCCACGGCGUGCUGUCUCAGUCAAAUUAAUGAAAGGAGCAGGCGAGGUGCAGGCCAUGGUGUUUGACGAGGACCCGUCACGAAAAAGAGAGAUGCAGAGCCAGAGUUUAUUAUUAGUACUGAACCAAGGAGACAUAGUUUGGCUUUACAGCCAGCAAGACGAGCGCUAUGCUGUUUACAGCAACCAGGGACGCUACACAACCUUCACAGGGUUUCUUGUGUACCCCGAGUCUGAUUUCAUGAACAAGGAAAGAACUUACCAUUAAAGGCCAGACCUCUUAAAUAAGCCAUUAUUAUAUUUACUAACACAUGUAUGCAUUAUUUACAACUCUGAUUGUUAUUAAUCCACAAUGACUUUAGAUCAUAGUAUUUUCUCUGUGUUCUAUAAAAUUAGUUUAUAGUUUUGUUUGCCACCAUUUAUUUGAAAUGAACUUGUUUUUCUUUGAGGAGAUUGAUGUAAAACAUUUGACAGGUAGACAAGAAUACAGCUUAAAGGGUAAAUAGUAAAACAAUAAGAAACACUUAAAUGUGAAUUUAAGGUGGUGUUUAAAUAAACUGAUCAAUAAAAGUCUUCUGAUGUGUUUAAACAUUUACAGUGAUACAGGACUAGAAUGUCCUUUAGCUUAUAUGGUUUCAGUCUUAAGCUCUUAUAUCAAAGUAUAUCAAAAUUGCCGUACAAUCAGUAGUUGGGAUUUCUGCAUAAAGGCAUUUCCAUCUCUGUCCCAGACUAAAUAGUAGUUGCUAAAAUGUUAACGUUUAAUUUUUACAAAAGUCAUAAUAUUC